Cuscuta europaea is the source of this 870-nucleotide messenger RNA. Lineage: Eukaryota; Viridiplantae; Streptophyta; Magnoliopsida; Solanales; Convolvulaceae. The record is from the annotation of a GenBank genome assembly.
CAAACACACUCCCAGCACACAGACUGAACUCGGAGGCUAAGCAAAACCCAAAAGUCAGAGCCCAUAGAUCACUUUGGCCACCCCCUUCUUUAAAUCUCUGCUGAGACUAAGCAUUUGACCGUGCUUCGACUUCUCCGCUCACGCCUCAUUUCCCCAUCCCCGAACUCCUGUCUUUGAUUCCCAGAUAGAAUCCAACUUUGGGUGACUAUGCCGACAGCAAGACUUCCAUUGCAGUUCACAAUUGCAUCUCCCAGCCAACCAAAGAUUGCAUUUUUCAAGAACCCGUCAUCCCCAAGAUCAUUCCAAAGGACAGUCUCUAUAUCAUUUGGCGGCAUGAGAGCUGACCGUUUCAGAGCAAAUGCUACAUACAAAGUCAGAUUGGUGGGUCCAGAUGGAAAAGAGACUGCCUUAGAUGCACCUGAUAAUACUUACAUCCUCGAUGCGGCCGAGGAAGCAGGAAUAGAUUUGCCUUAUUCUUGCAGGGCUGGUGCAUGUUCCACCUGUGCAGGAAAGGUCGUCUCCGGGAAAGUUGACCAAUCUGACGGGUCUUUCCUUGAUGAUGCCCAAAUGGAAGCGGGGUACGUGUUGACAUGUGUUGCGUACCCGACUUCAGAUUGUGUGAUUCACACCCAUAAGGAUAGUGAUCUUUACUAGGAGAUUUCACUCAUUAGGGUGUUUCCGUGUUCUGCUAAAUGCUUGAUCUUGGAGAUGAGCAUUCAAUUCUGCGUUGUUCCCUCCACUUGGUUCAAGUGAGUGAGUGAGACUAUGUAAUGCCACCCUAAUCUUUUGUAGCAUAAUGCUAUUAUUCAUGAGAACAACUGGAGUAUGAAAUUGUGUGUUCUAUGUUGAACCGUGUUAUUUAUGGUCGCC